Molecule: messenger RNA, 822 nt
Organism: Funneliformis caledonium
Lineage: Eukaryota; Fungi; Glomeromycota; Glomeromycetes; Glomerales; Glomeraceae
Source: the annotation of a GenBank genome assembly
AUGUCAAAGAAAUUUGAGAGCCGCAUUAAUCGUAUUAAUAUAAACAAUUUGAUCGAAAGGAAUACUAAAAGAUCCGAAGGGAAAGAUGUUCCUGAUACUAAAGUACAACAGGUUAUUCAACAGCCUUUUGAAGUUUUAAAUCGUUACUAUCCAGCAGCACAAAUUUUACAAAAUCCAACCCUAGUAGUAGCCAGACAGUUAGAAAUGCUUAAUAUCUUUUUGGGUUUUGAACAAGCAAAUAAAUAUGCUCUUCUUGAUCCCAAUGGGAAUUGUGUAGGAUAUGUUGCAGAAGAGGAGUCUUUUGCUUCAACUAUAUUAAGACAACUUUUCAGAACGCACCGAAAAUUUAACGCCAUGAUUAUAGAUUUGGAGGGUCAAUUGAUUUUGAAGAUUAGAAGACCAUUUGCAUGGAUCAACUCUCGCAUAUUUAUUAGUACUAGUGAAGAACACUUGAUUGGAGAAGUUCAUCAACAAUGGCAUUUAUGGCGAAGACGAUAUAAUUUGUUUAUCAACCGAAAACAGUUCGCAAGGAUUGAUACUGGUUUCUUAUCGUGGGAUUUCAAUAUCGAAGAUGAACUUGGUAGUAUUCUUGGAAGCGUUAAUCGUAAUUUUUCAGGUAUUGCUAGAGAGCUUUUUACCGAUACGGGAAAAUAUGUAAUAAGAAUGGAUUCUAGAGAGUUGACGUUUGAUCAACGCGCUGUGAUAUUAGCAGCGGCCAUCUCUAUAGAUUUUGAUUAUUUCUCUCGACAUUCUGGGAAUGGAGGAUUUUUACCUAUUCCUUUCAUUGGAGGAAGCGAUGAUGCAGAUGAUGAAAUUGAUUAA